This is a messenger RNA of Solea solea (common sole), 1375 nucleotides long. Its product is annotated as T-cell surface glycoprotein CD3 zeta chain-like. Gene Ontology annotation, molecular function: transmembrane signaling receptor activity. Gene Ontology annotation, biological process: cell surface receptor signaling pathway. Gene Ontology annotation, cellular component: membrane. The record is from RefSeq and is a predicted model, not a curated record. The transcript has 7 exons. Bases 655 to 1041 code for a protein of 128 amino acids. Lineage: Eukaryota; Metazoa; Chordata; Actinopteri; Pleuronectiformes; Soleidae.
GCGGCAGCCAUGUUGUCGUUUGUCAGGAAAUGAGUCGUGGCUCAGUAGCAUAGUAGCUAAUGUGCAUGAGCAUCAAUAAAAGUUGUCGUCAUUAUUUUGUUAAAGUCAAACUAAUCAAUCUUUUAUAUAAUUCACUCGUCGUCUGUUCUGUCAAUGUUCGUGUUUCAGUUCCUGACUUUGUGUUUGCGUUGAGGUGUGUGAGCGACAGGAAGUGUGUGUGGUUUCUUCCCCACACUGAGGUCAUGUGACUCAAGUGUUUCACCUGCUCUUCAUCUCCAAACAACGGCCAUUUUAAACUGGCGCGUACAAAAUGGAGGGAAGAGAACGACGACAACACGGAAACAAAGAGAAGCUAAAACCGGUGACUGCGUUUCCAUGGAGACGUGAUAAUGAUCAUAUGAUACGUGGUGUGACGUGAGCGAGACCACGUGUGGUCACUUUGUGUCGCUGAGUUCAGUUGAAAUGAAAAAUGAAACAUUUCAAAGGCCAAAUUCCUUCAAAUCACACAUUAGAACUUAGUGAUGGAGGCUCCACCCCCCGUUUUCAAAAUAAAACCCUCAAUUUCUGUAUCCUUUACAUCAGUGUUUACAUGAAAACACAAGUUUUCAAAAUAAAAGCUGAUGUGGUACGUGACCUUUGACCUCCACAGAAGCCAUGCAUCUGUAUGACCCCGGGCUCUGCUACAUUCUGGACGGAUUCCUCGGUUUGUACGGACUCAUCAUCACCGGCAUGUUCAUCAAAGAGAGGUUCUUCAAAGCUAGAGUGAAGUCAGGCGACGACGCCAUCUACACUGACCUGAAAACUCGGAGUGAUGGAGGCUACGAUGAACUGAUGCGAGACACAGAGAGAGGACGAAACCGCUGGACGGACAACAACGACGCCACCUACACUGGCUUGAACAGACGUACAGAGGGAGAAUAUAAGGAGCUUCCUGUCAAACGAGAGCGUCAGAGAAAAACUGAGAAGGUUUAUCAGGAUCUGAGCUCAGUCACCAGAGACACCUACGACUCUCUCCAGAUGCAGCCACUUCCUGCCCGUUAGCUCCACCUCCACGCCAGGAUCCUCCGUCCGUCGCCUCACUUCCUGUUUGUGGAUCAGUGAUUGGCUGAAGGUGGCGUUCUAUUUUGAUUGAUUAGUGAUUUAGAUGAUUUAAAAACAAGUGAUGUUUACAGUUUAUACGUUUUAUACAUGUACGUGAAGUUUUCCUGAGAAUUUAAUGUAAACAUAUUUCUUUCUUUCAUGAAGAGGCUAACAUUUGCUCAAUCCCACAAAAUAGCUAUAUAACGAUGUAAUAUAUGUGUUGAUUAUGUAAAUGACUGAAUGUUUUCAGUGUAACAUCAUUACUGUGUGUAAAUAAACAUGAAAUGUUAACAUG